Trichoderma atroviride IMI 206040 is the source of this 1751-nucleotide messenger RNA. RefSeq lists its product as uncharacterized. NCBI's taxonomy places the organism in Eukaryota, Fungi, Ascomycota, Sordariomycetes, Hypocreales, Hypocreaceae. The record is from RefSeq and is a predicted model, not a curated record. Gene Ontology annotation, biological process: endoplasmic reticulum to Golgi vesicle-mediated transport; intracellular protein transport; vesicle fusion. Gene Ontology annotation, molecular function: SNARE binding; SNAP receptor activity. Gene Ontology annotation, cellular component: endomembrane system; Golgi membrane; SNARE complex.
UCGUCUUGUCUUCAACCCCAUCAUUUCGACCCUCAGCAGGGACUUCGCUCCUUAUACCUUUUUCGAGUUUACGUCUUACUUAGUUUUUGUUUUUAAUUAACCUAUCCUUGCCGCGCCAUCAGCCCGCCUGAAUCUGCCAUUUCCGAAGCGACCGCGACAGCACGACCAUCUUCUCAGAUUACCUACUCCAGUUCAGCCUCGACUCCUGGUUCCUCGGCUGCCGGCAGAGAGCUCAACUCCGUUCUUAAUAUCACGCUCUAUUCUCCAUACUCUACAGCGACUAGCAAUCGACGAGAGGCCGCUGCUCCAUCCAUCAGCCUACCCCCGGCUAGCGGCUUUGAUAUUUCGGCCACGAGGCUACCCAGCAGCAGGGAAAACAGAUAGGGCCUCGAAUACACCAGACGCGCGGGUCGCAGUCCGGGAUACAGCACAGCAGACCAUCGCAAAAUGGCCGUCGCAUCGAUCCAAGACCGGACCGCCGAGUUCAAAUCGGUCCUCGCCCAGGCGCAGCGCCGCCAGAAUGCAAACAAGGCGAGCGCGCAGCGGAAAUCGCUGCUCAACGACGCGCAAAAGUCGGCCGCAAAUGGAGAUGGGCGAGUGAGGAGAUCAGACUUUGCCAGGAAGGCGGCGGAGAUUGGAAGAGGCAUCUCGGCCACCAUGGGCAAGUUGGAAAAGCUGGCGCAACUCGCAAAGCGCCGCACCCUCUUUGACGACCGGCCUGUGGAAAUCAACGAGCUCACAUUCGUCAUCAAGCAAGAUUUGUCUUCCCUGAACCAGCAGAUCGGCGCCCUGCAGACAAUGUCGAAACAGCAGCACCCAAAGGCAGACCAGGAAGGCGAACACAACAAAAACGUCGUCUAUCUACUGCAGGGCAAGUUGACGGAUGUCUCAGUCAACUUCAAGGACGUGCUGGAAGCCCGAACAAAGAACAUUCAAGCGUCGCGGUCGCGCACCGAGAACUUUAUAUCUUCAGUGUCUCAGCAUGCGCAGCACUCUCAGCCGUCCCUGCAGCAAUCCGCAUCGCCGCUAUACGGGACCCCGAACCGAGCAUCGCCUGCGCCUGGCAACGACACCCUAUCGCUAAACCCCGGCCCCAUGGGCGAUCAGCAGCUGAUGAUGAUGGAAGAGGCGAACCCGGCCAACUCGUAUAUCCAGCAGCGAGGCGAAGCCAUUGAGGCCAUUGAGAGGACAAUCAACGAGCUGGGCGGCAUCUUUGGCCAGCUGGCCACGAUGGUUGCCGAGCAGAGCGAGAUGAUUGAGAGAAUCGACGCCAACACGGACGACAUUGUGGACAAUGUGGACGGAGCGCAGCGCGAGCUGAUGAAGUACUGGUCGCGAGUAUCGAGCAACCGAUGGCUGAUUGCCAAGAUGUUUGGAGUUUUGAUGAUUUUCUUCUUGCUAUGGGUUCUGGUUUCGGGCUAAGAAGAUGGCCAAUAUGAUUGCUUCUCAUAGACGCGGCUGUACGGAUAUCAUUCAGGACGGUCUUGCUGUCCAUUUCAUUUCUAUCAAUUGAAGUUGGUGUUGUACAAUUAGGUGGAGCAGAGGCAUUAAUCAAGGAAGAUGGGGCAAAGAAUAAAGGACGGCGUUGUUGGCAUUGGGAAUUUUUCAAGUUUUAUGUCAUCCUUCAUGUCACUUUUAACGUUGCUUGUUUGAAUUUUCUGCAAUUGGCAGACUACCGUCAGCCUGAAGGAACAUGUAUGUAUUUUGCUGCCACACGCUCUCAGCGAUUUUCACAUGAUGGAUGUCGCACA